AUGUGGAGGAACAAGUGUCGCCUCUGCGGGUCAGAUGCUCCUGGCAAAGUCCUUCGCGGGCUUCGCCGCCCCGGAGCAGAUGUCCCAUGGGAUGACGCCAGGCUGGGCGCAUGGGCCAACGGGCCCCCGCGGCUCGGCCAGCAAACCGGAGCCAGUGGAACCAAGCCCCCCCGCGCGCAGACCAACGAGCUUGUGCUCGAGGCGCUGCGCGAGGUGGCUCAAGCCACGGGCAAGGAUAUGGGAGAAGCUAUCAAGUACGUGGAGGAGAAGGGGUCCAAGCCAGCAGGGCCUCCCCCUCCCGUCGACCUGCGCACCAAGUCGCUCCAAGACCUCCUCGGUCGGCGCGCAAAGAAGUGCAAGCAGGUGGACGCUGCCGAGCUUCGUGUCAAAAAGGCUGAGGCCAAGGUGGCCGAGGCCGUGGCAGCGGCCAAGGCGGAACGUGACAAGCUGGACGAGCAUAAGGUCAACUUGCUCAAGCUGGAUGACGCCAUUCGCGAGGCCCAGGCCAAGGCCGUGCUUCCUGAGCUGCCCGAGCAGGUGGCCGAGACCGACCCCAAGGCUGCCCUCGCGGGGCUGGAGGCCUUCCACAAGCUGCUGGAGCGCGGAGCCCAGCAGUUCAAUCUCGACCUCUCUCCGUCCAUCGGGCUUGUCACGGGUGAGAUGGCGGCCGCGCGGACAGCGAUCGACAAGGCAGCAGGCGCAGGCGACGUCGAGAUGGAGAUGGAGCUCCGCGCCGACAACCCUGCCGUCGCCCAGCACUUGCAGGACGCAGGCAUCUCCCUGGACGACAAGGACGCUGUCAAGCGGCUCCUCGAUGGACUCUCCAGCGCGGCGGUCAAGCGCGCCAAGACGGGGCUUUGGUUCGCGCCGCAGCUAGGUGGCCGGAAGGCUGCUGCCGAGGCGUCGGGGCCGCCGUCCCCUGGGGGCUUGCCGGCCGCCCCCGCGAGGAGUGGCGGGCGCGCUGCAGCCGAGGGCUUCUGCGACGACAGGCUGGACCUGGACGUGUGGAGUGCGAAUGUCUCGACGUGGAGCUCGGGGCAAGGGCUGCUGGAGUGGGCUCGGCAUGACCGACUCGUGGACGGCAGCUUGGCUGCGCUGCCUCUGUUGGUGUGCUUGCAGGAGCAUCGCAUCAAGAGUCAGCUGGUGUUGGAGUCUGCCAGCAAGUGGGUGGCCAAACGUGGCUUUUGGCACUCGUGGGGGCUGGCGCAGUCUACUGGAGAGGGCUCGCUCCACUCCAGUGGCGGCGUGUCGGUCCUCAGCCGACUCCCUGCGGCAGUUCAUGAUGCCCGAGGCGCGGCUUUGCCAGGGCAUCGAGUCGCUUCACUGCUGGUCAACGUUGGCUUGGGCGUUCCGCUGUAUGUGAUUUCGCUUUACCUCGUGACCAGCAUCGGCUUCGCGGGCGAGAACCUGGACAUGAUGGCCAACCUGCUUGCGAACGUGGGCAGCCUCGACGGCCCUUGGCUGCUGCUGGGGGACUGGAACAUGCUCGGCUCCGACGUGCUCGUCUGGUCCCGGAAGGCGCGGGGGGUCCUUCUGCAGUCGCAUGCGCCGACCUGCGGCUCGCGGGAGAUCGACUUCGGAGUCUGCAGUGAGCUCUUGGCGCCGUUCGUCGCCGAGGUGUCGCAGUUCGAGGCGGCGCCUGUCCAGACGCACUCUGUACUUCGUGUGCGCUUGCAGGGCCUCGGACGUGCUGCCCGCAUUUGCAGGCCCCAGCUCCCGCUGAAGUUUCCGAUCGAAAAGCCCCCGCCCGUGAGGCCGGCGCCCCCUGAAGCGCCGGCUUCCGAGUGGCCGUGGACGAUGGGCGUGGCGCUCCCGGUAGACCUCGGCGAGGCGUGUGCUGCGUGGUUCCAGCAUGCGGAAACUUACUUGGCGGAGUUUCACGAUUGA
Molecule: messenger RNA, 1887 nt
Organism: Prorocentrum cordatum
Lineage: Eukaryota; Dinophyceae; Prorocentrales; Prorocentraceae
Source: the annotation of a GenBank genome assembly